Xenopus tropicalis (tropical clawed frog) is the source of this 2106-nucleotide messenger RNA. RefSeq names its product guanylate binding protein 3 (gene gbp3). Bases 85 to 1935 code for a protein of 616 amino acids. The transcript has 12 exons. Gene Ontology annotation, molecular function: GTPase activity; GTP binding. The record is from RefSeq and is a predicted model, not a curated record. Lineage: Eukaryota; Metazoa; Chordata; Amphibia; Anura; Pipidae.
GUAAGACAUAACAUGUGAUGAAUCAGACUCAAGAGACAGGGAACAUUCGCUGACAGAGAACGGCUGUCUGUAUUUACUGAAAGGAUGGCAGUGUUGCCAAUGGAAGAACCCAUGUGCCUGAUAGGAAACAAGGAAGGGGAAGAUCUAACAGUUAACCAGGAGGCCUUACAGAUCUUAUUGGAAAUCACUCAGCCUGUGGUGGUUGUGGCGAUUGUUGGGAAAUAUCGAACUGGGAAAUCCUAUCUUAUGAACAAACUGGCCGGAGGCAAGAAUGGAUUUGCACUUGGAUCAACCGUCCAGUCGAAGACUAAAGGGAUCUGGAUGUGGUGCGUGCCUCACCCUAUUAAACAAGGCCACACCCUAGUUCUGUUGGACACAGAGGGACUGGGGGAUGUGGAGAAGGGAGACAGCAAGAAUGAUGCCUGGAUCUUCUCCCUGGCUAUCUUACUCAGCAGCACUCUGGUGUACAACAGCAUGGGGACCAUUGACCAACAGGCCAUGGAUAAUCUACAUUAUGUGACAGAACUAACAGAGCGCAUAAAGGUUAAAUCAGAUGAAGCACAAGCAAAGGAAGAGGAUGAAUCCGGAGAAUUCAAGAGGUUCUUCCCAUCAUUCAUUUGGUGUGUGAGGGACUUUACACUAAAGUUAGAGAAGAAUGGCGCCCCAAUCACUGAGGAUCAGUAUUUACUAGAUGCACUGGAACUAAAGAAAGGUGUUGGCAAAAAGGUGCAAGACUACAACCUGCCCCGUCAGUGCAUUCGUCAUUACUUUCAUUCGCACAAAUGCUUUGUGUUUGACCGGCCUGCAUCAAAAGCAGAUCUCCAGAGACUGGAGAAACUACAACAAUCAGAAUUAGAGCCUGAAUUUGUAGAGAAAACCGCCAAGUUUUGUUCUUACAUAUAUGGGAAUAGCAAUGCUAAAACUCUAGUGGGCGGCUACACAGUGACUGGGAGAUUGCUGGGCAAUCUGGCCGUGUCAUACACCGAGGCAAUACGGAGCGGUUCCAUCCCCUGUAUGGAGAAUGCAGUCAUUGCCCUGGCACAGAUUGAGAAUUCUAGAGCCGUGCAGGAAGCUCUGACCAAGUAUGAGGAAGAGAUGAGCAAGCAAAUUGCCAAAUUCCCUACAGAGACCCAGGAAGAGUUUCUCAAUAUUCACCAGGAGUGUGAAAAAGAAGCAACAAAGGUCUUUAUGGGCCUGUCCUUCAAGGAUGAGAACCUGGAAUAUCAGAAACAGCUCAUCCAAGAACUGGUAGAGAAAAAGUACAAAUAUUCUCUAUACAACGAAGAGGAAUCUGCUAAGAAGUGCAAAGCCAUUCUACAGAAACUGAGUGAGAGUCUGGAGAGAGAAAUCUCAGAGGGAAAAUUCUCCAAACCUGGCGGAUACAAACAGUUCAUUGCAGAGAAGGACUUGCUGGUGGAUGAAUACAAUAGAACCAAAGAAAAAGGGGUUAAAGCUCUAGAAAUACUACAGGAAUUUCUUACUGAAAAGAAAAAGGUGGAAGCUGCAAUAUUACAGGCAGAUCAGUCUCUUACGGAUAAAGAGAAGGAAAUAGCAGAACAGAAAGCCCAAACAGAAGCUGCUGAAAGGGAAAAGCAAAUACUGGAGGAGAAUAACAGACGGUUAGAAAAUGACAUGGAGAAUCAGAAGAAAAGCCUGGAAGAACAUAAGAAAAUGAUGGAGGAGAAGAUGGAAGAAGAGAAGAAAAUGAUCUUGGAGCAAAAUGAAUGGAUGAUAAAGGAGAAGCUUAAGGAACAAGAGGACAUGCUGAAAAAGGGAUUUCACGAAGAAUCAGAAAUGCUAAAAGAACAAAUCAGAGAUCUGAAGAAACAAAGUAGCGCGGCUUCCGGAAGGUCUCUGGUUGGGGACAUUCUCGCCGCUGUUCUACUGCCCAUCGCUUUAGCUGGUAGAGGAAGAGGAUUCAAUAGGAGAUGCUGAACAAUCAAAUCACAGAUCAGAGAUACAAGCUCCUCUGAGGCAAAUUUAUUCAUUGUGCUUUUGCUAACUGUGUUUCUUUGUUGUUGAAUAGUCAAACCUUAGGGCUUUUAUUUUAGGGAAAGGGGAACUAUCGAAACUUUUGCAAAUACGGCCAAAAGAGCAUCCCGGACA